Homarus americanus (American lobster) is the source of this 641-nucleotide messenger RNA. Its product is annotated as cuticle protein 7-like. Gene Ontology annotation, cellular component: extracellular matrix. The record is from RefSeq and is a predicted model, not a curated record. The transcript has 3 exons. Bases 14 to 505 code for a protein of 163 amino acids. Lineage: Eukaryota; Metazoa; Arthropoda; Malacostraca; Decapoda; Nephropidae.
CCAGUGAAAACGCAUGAGGUCUGGCGUGGUGGUAUAUAAUGGACAACGGCAGAGAGACCGACAGUCAGUUCCUCGUGACAACACAACACACACCAUGAACACUAAGAUCUUGAUCGUGCUGGCCAUGGCCGCCCUGGCAGCAGCAGACAGCCGGGAAGCCUUCUCUUAUGCUGCCCCUCGGGAUUCCUCUGAGGAGUCGUAUGAGUCUAGUGAGGCUCAGUACAACUUCAACUACGCCGUGAAGGACGACUCUUCCGACAACGACUUUGGCCACCAGGAAACCCGCGACGGUGACGACACCCAGGGGUCGUACUACGUGCAGCUUCCCGACGGUCGUCUGCAGACUGUGACCUACGUCGUAGACGGUGACUCAGGCUACAUCGCUGAUGUCAAGUACGACGGAGAGGCUCGCUACCCUGACUCUGACGAGUCCUUUGAGUCCCGGGAGGCUCCCCGCUACGCCCCUCCCAGGCCAAGCUACUUUGACUCCAACGAGUCCAAGUAGACUCCCGUCAAAUCAGUCACAGUUGUGUCGACCACCGUCUCCUGAACUAGGCCCCCGACUGUAAUUUAUUUCAGCUAUACAUAAACACUGUAAAUAUUAUUUAAAUUAUUUGAAAUACAAUUUAAGACCACUGCAA